CGGCUAGGGCUCUCUCUCUUUGUCAUGGGAGAUCCCCGGUCUCAGACACCUACUGUGGAAAGAAACGCACUUUUAAAUCCUGGAUUGAUUCGUAAUAUCAUCCAGGUGUGUGCCUACUUAACCAGUAGGCGUGGUCCUCUAAUUGCCCUGAGUAAUUGUAGUUUCACGAGGUAUAUGACUCUUUUGGAUAGCCUGGCUGUAGUUAAACUAUUUUCAAUGGGAAGUAAUACAUGGUUUGUCCAACUAUACCUUCAGAGAAGUUUCCCCAACACUGCUCAUUAUUUGUCAUUACAGUUAAACCCUCUAUCCAAUUUAACUGGAAAAUAACUACUAUGGGUCUGUAAAAGUUUCCAUUUUUACCAUCUUCAUGAAACAAAAAAAAAACAAAAACAAAGUACAUAUAUACACGGACAGGCAGACUCAAUGGCACACAUGCACACGCACACACGCACACACACACACGCACACACACACACGCACACACACGCACACACACGCACACAAAAGGAGAAGUGUGAGUUGACGUGUUCUCUGGCGUUCCAACCACAGGCUCAGUGCGCCUCCUGACUCAGCUGUGAAACAAUCUCAGGAGAAGAGCUGAAGCAAUGAACACAGAAGCACUGAACGCGUUGGCUCUGACUGUUGUCCUCCUACCAGGCGUCCUCUCGGAUGGCUGGACCGUGCGCCUCCCCGCCGGACCCAUCCUCGCAGCGCGGGGCUCGACCGUGACCGUCCCCUGUCGGUACGGUUACCCCGACCCGGGCCGGCGCCGCAGGGUGCUUUCGGUCAUGUGGUGCCGGGACCAGGCCCGCUGCAUCACCCCCAGGUACGUGUACCACAGCGCGGGGAUCCUUCCGGAACCGGCCUACCUGGGCCGGGCGGAGUACCUGGGCGACACGGUGAACGACUGCACCCUUAAAAUCAACGGGCUGAGGGCGUCGGACAGCGGGACCUACGUCUUCCGUUUCAUCACCGAUCACCCCGUGGAGAACCUUCCGGACCAGGCGGGCGUCGUCCUGCUCGUAUCCGAUGCUCCCAACAACACCUCAGUAUCAGUGAGCCCCUCUGGUGAAAUAGUGGAGGGCAGUUCAGUGACUCUGACCUGCAGCAGUGAUGCCAACCCACCAGUGCAGAACUACACCUGGUUUAAGAAGAAUGACACUGGAUCCUGGCAGGCAGGAUCAGGACAGAGUUUUAACUUUUCUAACUUUGGAUCCUGGAACAGAGGACAGUACUACUGUGAGGCACAGAACAGACUUGGAGCUCAGAAUGCUUCUGCUCUGCUGGUCACAGUACAAGCAGGAGAUUGGACAGCGCUUGUAUGGAUGGUUGUUGGAAUCACAGUGGCUUUUGCACUGUUUGCUAUCAUGGUGUGCACAAGCAGGAAGAUGAGCACCAACAGAGAGAGGGGGAGAGGCAGACGCUCUCGUACUAGCAGAGCCUUCAGAGAGUGACAAACGCAGCCAGCGACACAAACUCUGCGCUUCAGAGAGCUGACGAGGCCUCAGUGUGGGAUUAAAACACACAGAGGAGAGACUCUGCAGAGAAUGAGAAAUGGUGGAGAUCAGGGUGAAAGAGUCUCUUUUUGUCUUUAACUUUACAGAACUGCUGUCUGUUUCUGCUAGCUUAUCCAUCUUAUAAAGAGCUGUUGGUGGAGGAUUUUUCACAAAGUACUGUAACCCUGCUGCAACAUGCAUGUUCAUGUAACCCUGCUGCAACAUGCAUGUUCAUGUAACCCUGCUGCAUACAUGCUCCUGUGACACCGUUACACGUUUAUAUAACCCUGUUACACAGACGCACAUGACUCAUGUACAUGCGCAUGUAUUCUCUCACAUUGAAUGGGAAGAUUAUAAUGCAGAUUAAUGCAUAUUAUCAUCUCCAAACUCAGGUCACUUUUAAAAGCAAGGUCCAACAUCUUUUAAAACAGUGUUUUAGCUUUACAUUUUACAUUGCCUUGUUGUAUUGACCCCAUUUUUACUUUCUGUCUGGUUAGCUGUUUGAAAUAAUGCAUCUUUGUGUUUGUUUUCUUUACAUACAUUGUUUUAUUAUGUCUAUCAAUAUAUUAUGAUUUAUUUGAGCAUUGUAAAGCACUGUGAACCUUGAACCUCUGUUUUGAUAAAGAUUAU
This is a messenger RNA of Anguilla anguilla (European eel), 2126 nucleotides long. Its product is annotated as B-cell receptor CD22. The transcript has 6 exons. The record is from RefSeq and is a predicted model, not a curated record. Lineage: Eukaryota; Metazoa; Chordata; Actinopteri; Anguilliformes; Anguillidae. The coding region runs from base 606 to 1454 and encodes 282 amino acids.